Molecule: messenger RNA, 678 nt
Organism: Aspergillus oryzae RIB40
Lineage: Eukaryota; Fungi; Ascomycota; Eurotiomycetes; Eurotiales; Aspergillaceae
Exons: 1
Coding region: 1-678 (225 amino acids)
Source: RefSeq, a predicted model, not a curated record
AUGUCUGCGAUUCGAGUCUUACCAGCAGUGCAUCUAAUCCGGAUGAUCUACACCGCGCUCAUCCUAGUGAAGCUUCACUUUGCGGCCAUCACAUCGUCUAACGCAGAUGCUCAACCACAAAUAGACCGGCUUCAAGUCUCCAAGCCUUUGGCUUGUAUCAUACAAAUGUUCGCAGGGUGGGGACCACUAUGGCCUGCUACCAAGCUGAUGGCAGUCUUCCGUAGGAUUCGGUCCUGGUUUGAAGAUGACGAUAUGAUGAAGCGGGAUGGCUCAUGGCUGAAUGUGUGGAGACUUGGUCCUCCGUCUCUAAGUCCGCAGGAUACCCAGUCCAGCACCGACUUGCUUGGGCCUGAUGAUGGGGCAUUUCUCUCUCCUCGCUCGCAAGAUCCGUCCUGGAUGGGAUCUGUGGACCCUAGCAUCCUGGAUACCAUUCCCUUGUCCCUCAAUCCUCCACUGGAACUCAGUAAUAGUGGGUUUACUCCUACAACAAGUGACUGCAUGAUUUCGAACAUGAUAGACACAAGGGACACCGAUGCUACCUUCAACAUGGACCUAGAGUUGGAACAACUCCCAACCAUAUACUUCGACUCACACAGUCCACAGCUACCAUUAUCCCAUGGCUCAAAUGCCGGCAUUUACGAAAGUUCCAGGGCUGAAAAUACACGGACAAACGACUAA